GGAUUAGGCAUUUAUCUUCAAAGCAGCCUCCACCUUCUUCUCCCAACUUCAUAUCUCCCAUAACAUCUGAAAGGAACACAGCAUUGGAAUGGAAUCUGAGCAGCAGCUAUAGAACUGUUACUGGUGCUGCAUUUUUUAUUUUCUUACAUCAGCCGACAACCUGCAAGUUUCUCCUCAUCGCCAAAGGAAUCUUCCUUGGGUUUAGAUCACAACCCCUCCAAUCCAGUUUUUUGUAAUGAGUAGUCAGGAUUUACCUUUCCAAUAUGAUGUUGGAAGAAGAAGCACUUACACGGGGCGUGGCCAAGAGGUGCAAGUUGAUAACAUCAAAGCAUAUGUUUGCCAACCUCCUUCCAACACGGACAAAGCUGUGAUUGUGAUUCACGACAUAUAUGGAUGGCAAUUCCCAGAUACCAGAUACAUUGCUGAUAUGGUUGCGGCUAAAGGAUACAUAACCAUAUGCCCAGAUUUCUUCCUGGGAAAAGAACCAUGGAAAACUACUGAUCGUUGGCAGAAUUUUGCGGACUGGUUAAAGCACCGAGAUCCCACAAAGGUGGACAAGACAGCUGCUAUUUUCAUGAAGUAUCUUAAGGAGCAGUACAAUGCAAUGAAAAUCGGUGUCAUUGGAUUUUCUUGGGGUGGAAUGGCUGUACAUCACUUGAUGUUGACAAAUCCUGAUUUUCAAGCUGGGGUAUCCCUCUAUGGAAUCAUCAGAGACUCUGAAAGUAGGUAUAAUUUGCUGAAUCCUACCUUUUUCAUGUUUGGUGGAAAAGAUCACACCAUUUCUUCUGAUCAGGUCACUUUGCUGGAGGAAAAACUGGCAGAAUACUGUAGAGUGCCCUUUAAAGUCAAAGUCUAUCCUGGACAAGAACAUGGUUUUGCUCAGUUAAAGCCCGAAGACAUGAAGCCUGAAGAUCAGCCUUACAUAGAGGAGGCAAGAAUGGAUAUGAUUGACUGGCUGAACAGAUACAUUAUGUUUUGAAACUUGAAUAUGUCACAUUAUUUCCUCGCGCACCCCCCACCAAAAAAAUGCAAUUUGUUUCCCCCCUCUAAAAUAUUUCUAGAUUGUGGUGCUAUCUAUCGGAGAAAAGAGAAGAUAUACU
Molecule: messenger RNA, 1100 nt
Organism: Podarcis raffonei (Aeolian wall lizard)
Lineage: Eukaryota; Metazoa; Chordata; Lepidosauria; Squamata; Lacertidae
Product: carboxymethylenebutenolidase homolog
Exons: 6
Coding region: 236-979 (247 amino acids)
Molecular function (GO): hydrolase activity
Source: RefSeq, a predicted model, not a curated record